AUGGUCAUCUCUCGACUGCUGAUCAUUGGGCUAGGAGCAUUGUGGAUCCUGGCGUUGUUGUUGAUCGGAGGGGUCUUCGGCGCCGAUGCAGCGAGCGUGCCGAUACCUGGUUCUGUCAAUGCCGACCCUGAGCCUAGUACUGCCCAAUACCGGAUGUCCAUGCUCAAAGAAGGUCUCGAGUUGCACCUGAGGGGGGAGCACGCAGGUGCGGCGAGGACGUACUCGCGGCUGCUAGAGGUCAUGCCCAAAGACCCGGACGGACUACACCUGCUAGGUCUGUCGCUAUAUAGCCAAGGGAUGAUCCUACGCGGUGCUUCGGAAGGGGACGGCGACUCACAAGCUUUGCUCUGUGAAGCUGAUCAGCUCGUGAGAUCGGCUAUUUCAGUGGCGAACAGUAAGAAAAGCGAAUUAUUAAUGAGGAGCAACUUGGGAGAAAUCCUUCGGGCAAAGGGAGACUUGGAGGAAGCGGAGGCGGCGUUGAGGAUGGUCGUGGAAGAACAAGAAGCGACAGGCGUGCGGGAUCAUCAGGCGUCGUUCAACCUCGCCGUCACACUCGUGGACAUCAUCCGACGAAACGACUCCUCGCGAAGGCAUCGACUCGUGUCUGAUAGCCACGCCGAGGACCUUGCCGAUGAAAUGUCCGAGAACAACCACGAUGAGUGGUUGAAGCGAUGGGAGGCCGAAUACCUACUCAAACUGGAUCUAUCCAACCGCCCUGACAACCUGCGAUCGAUGCUGGACCUGGUGGUGGUUUUGAAGAGCAACUGGGAUCUCGAUCCACACAUGGAGCGAAUUCGGGUCGACGCGAGAGAAGCAACUCGUCCCGAUGAGAGUAUCGAUGGCAGAAGCGGCACAUUCUACAAUGAAGACAACGAUCGUCACGGGAACGUUGUUUUGCAGGAGGACGAAGGGCAGCAGCGGAAACCUGGUUGGGGUGAAGAGGCCUUGGUUUGGCUCAACCGGGCGCUUCUUCUUGACCCUUCGGAUGCGAGCGUUGCCCUGGAAGUCGCUGUUGCGUUGCACCGCUUAGGAAGAACCGAAGAGGCACGAGGCCGACUCACAGAGGUUUUGGAAAUGGAGGGAGGACAACACGGAACCACCCGCGACUUCGCAAGGUCUAACUUGGCUGUGUUGAAGCAAGAAAGCGGAGACAUACCUGGUGCCAUCGAGGGAUAUCGGGCGGUCUUGGCGGAAUCGCCCAAGAACUGUGUUGCGCUCAACAACCUAGGAGUGGCGCUACUGGCUCUUGGCCAGCAGGACGAGGGGUUGUCCAUGCUGGAAAAGUCCUUCGAGCUCGACCCCUUCGAACCGGACGUGUUAGUCAACCUCGGCAUACACUGGCAAGAGGACGGGGAUUUAGAUCGUGCUCGGUCGUUCUACACCAGAGCGGAAAGGUUGAGAAGAAACGAUGGUCUUCCCGUCCGCCGCGCCAUCAUGUUGCAACCCAUCAUGGCCGGUGAGCGAGAAAUCGCCCAAGAGAUCGAACAACUGGAACGAGCGGUGGACAAUUUGAUAGCACGCGAUGACCCUCCGUUGUCAAUGCCUGACCCUGCUCGGGGGGUGGAGCGUGUGCACUUCUAUCUCGUCUACCGGGGCGGGAACUACCGGUUGAUCCAACAGAAAAUCGCCAGGCUCGACGUACUGGUUUAUGCGGACAUGAACUCCGAGCCGAUUUCCCACUUUCUGGGGUACUCUCGCCUAGCGAGGGUGCAGGCCGUUUUCUGGGGCAACCCCAUCACCACCGGGAACCCUUCAAUAGACUACUUCGUGUCUACCGAGGUGAUGGAAGGGCAACACCGAACAGCGCUCUCUGACAAAGACGAACCCUACUCAGAGCAGAGUCUGUUCAAGCUCAAGCCUGACUUCGACCUGGUCCUGAGGGAUAUUCUCCUGGCCGUCAACAACAACCAAAACAACGGGCAGAUGCCCAACGGAGAAAAAGAAAAUAAAAAUAAAGCCUACUUGGUGCUCACGGAAGGACGUCGGAAACUGUGGACAGAGGCGUUCUGGCGACGGCUAAGCAGCUCCGUGCCGGAAGUACUCCCUCAGGUGAAGAUACUGCCACGGAUGUCGGCUGGAAAGGAGUUCCGCACCUUUCUGGCAUCGGCGGAUGUUAUUCUCCACCCCUUCCCGUUCGGAGGUUCGAAAACGGCGGCGGAUGGGCUUGCGUUGGGGGUGCCGGUGGUGGCUAUGGAGGGAGACGCCCUGCCAGGUCGGAUGGCGUUCAGCUUGUACAAGACGAUGGGUCUGGAACGACCAGGGGAUGGGGGGUGCUGCAUUGCGAAGAGUAGAGACAGCUACGUGGAGUUGGCCGUCCGGCUCGGGCGAGAUGCGGAGUAUCGUCGAUGGGCUGGGAAUCUCAUUGGUCAACGCUCGUCGGCCCUGUGGGAGAGGAGGGACGUGCUGCUGGAAUGGGCCAGGUUUCUCUCAAGGGCCGCCGGGCGAAUUUCGCCAACAGCGGAAGAGGUCAAUCUUGAGCAUGGAGCAGACCUGCCCCUGCCACCGGCGAAGCCGUUUGUUCGAGAACAACAACAGCAACAGUACAACCACCAACAACGAGAAGAAUCGCAGCAACAUCACCAAAAUCUUCAACUUCCGCCUUCCGAUGAACCGGUGGGACACAAUUCCUUCCACCGGCCGCCGGAAGUCAGGGUGCCCCCGCGAGACGUCUCUGACACCGCUCGGAAACACGAUAGCACCGCCAGUGGCGGCAGUCGAACUGAGGAAGACGACAGCCAAGAACACAACGACGGUUACACCGGUGAAGACGACGGCACCGGACAUGCGAAUGGCGGCGAAAUUUCGAUAAGAAAAAUCGCCAACAGCGACGCCGCCACAGCAGGAGGAGGAAAUAAUACCAACGACGCACGCAGUGGGUCUACGGUCGAGGCCACUGACAGGGGCUUGACGGUUGCCAUGGCAGUGAGUGCGGAGAUCGACAAUCGCGUCGAUGCUACGACCGGCACGGACGAGGACGAGGGCGAUCAACACGAACACCGACAACUUAUCUCCCACCUCCUGGAACGGUUUGCGGUACUCUACGGGCAGAGCCGGCUCGAAGAAGCCGCAGUCACCUCGCAACAGACUCUCCGCCUCAUGGAGGGUAUGAGAAGCAAGAGGAGAGAGAAAGUCGUCGCAGCCGCCCCUACAGAACACAAGAGCGCGGAAAAUAUGGCUGUCCGAGCAGAAAUACUAGACGGGGCGAACGAAAAUAUGUCCGGCCGGGGAGCAGACGACAAGGAAGGGGUUAUCAACAAUGAGGGUGUGGGUGGGUGGGGGGAAUCAAGGAGACGCCCAGCAGAUAUUGCGAAUCGUGAGCACGUCAGCUUAAGCUCUGGGGGGGAGAGAGGUUCUGACGAAAUUGUGCGCUUGGAGCUGGAGAAAGCGUCGGCGGAAGCAUCGGCCAUUGCCGGCGUGAUGAACGACCUAGGCUGUACGCUCCAACAGCUGUGGCGCUUGGACGAGGCGGAGUCAAUGCUCCGGGGUGCUAUCGAGAACCGGCCUGGCUAUCACUCUGCAAUGACUUCCCUUGGCGCGACCCUGCAAGCCAAGGAUCAGCUGGAGGAGGCGGAGUUGUGGCUCCGUGAGGCGCUACGGCUAUCCCCGUUAGACCAGAGAGACGAAGCCCUUGCCAGUCUGGUGCAGCUCAUCCAAGCAGGGGGCGGCCGACGUAAAGAAGCUGUCGACCUCAUCGUAAGGGAGACGUCGAUGCCCCCUCUACAUCAAGGAGGGACGAUCAUCGCAGUUUUAUCCCUCUUGCAACCGCGACCGAUUCACCGACACGUGUUUCGUAAGCUGGAGGAGCGAGAGGGUUGGUCGAAGGUGUUUGCACGCCCCCUCGGGCUUUGGGACGAGACGAAACGGCUGCGAGAGGUGUACCCUCUCUCGACAAAUAUUGUCGUCACUCUCCUGGGGUUCUCUGGGAGGUUGGGGGGUGCUCUUGACGUGUUGCGGGACGUGGCAGGCAUGGAACCGCUCUUCUCGCCGGAGGAUGAAAAGUCUCUUUUACCGAGAGAACUGCACACCAAGCACCAGGAGCACCACCGGCCGUACGACCGUCACUCGGUCCAUAUGAUCACGCAAUACUACGUACCUGAGGAUCCCCACCGUGCUCGCGAGAUUGAUGUGUGCUUGCUGCGCAAUAUUCAGAACCCUAUCAUUGGGACGGUUCACAUUUUCACCGACCACCCAGACGCGGUACGGCAACCAACGACGGGGACCAUCUUGGAGUCACCGUCAUCAGCCGAAACCGCACGACAUAGUCCGUCGCUCCAUCGCUACAGCAAUGAACGUGGAAGCCAUGACACGGACACCUCCUGCGCGGAAACCGACUGGAGACCGCCGGUUUUAAGAAGGCUCAACGCUACGCUAGCGGGGAAAGUACGGGUAGUGAGUACGUUGAAUGGCCGACGGAUGACGUUCCGAGAUGCGUUUCGAUACUCCAACGACGUCCUCGAUGGCCAGGUGGUGCUGCUUUCGAACUCAGACAUCAUGUUCGACGAAUCUCUGGCAAGACUGGGAGACCCCUCGACUCUGGACAUGGCCAACAAGGUAUUCGCCUUGGCCGCAUGGCAGAACCAGCCAAGCGAGGGGCCUGGCGAUGAUUAUCCCAACAUGGACCAUGGCGACCCCAAUAUCGACGAAGAUCCUGGCGCGAUGUAUGGUACCAUGAUUGGAGACCUCGAGUUCACACCGAGAACAGACAGCCAGGAUUCCUGGAUAUUCCGAUCUCCGCUACCGCCCGCAGUCGCUGAUGCCGCCAGUUUUGAGAUGGGCAGGCCACGGUACGUCGCUCGGCAACUAAAUUUGUUGCGCAGAGGUAGACCAGUGUGUUAG
Molecule: messenger RNA, 4836 nt
Organism: Ectocarpus siliculosus
Lineage: Eukaryota; Phaeophyceae; Ectocarpales; Ectocarpaceae
Source: the annotation of a GenBank genome assembly